Metarhizium brunneum ARSEF 3297 is the source of this 732-nucleotide messenger RNA. RefSeq lists its product as uncharacterized. NCBI's taxonomy places the organism in Eukaryota, Fungi, Ascomycota, Sordariomycetes, Hypocreales, Clavicipitaceae. The record is from RefSeq and is a predicted model, not a curated record.
AUGUCUAGUACUACUAGCUCCACAUUCACUACAUCUUCCAGCUCUGGAGGAAACUUUGCCGCUACACCGGCCGCUUAUACCUUUCCAUCUCCUUCUUCCUUACCACCAGCAUACAACCCGCCAUUGGAAGAAUAUGGAUACGGCACCCCACCACCAGUAUAUGACUUUCCAAGCCAAGGAAAUGGUGGUGACGAACCUCGAUCAUCAAGGAGCUCGUAUCCGACGUCGUCGCUCGAUCAACAUUUUAGCUCCGGAUCAGGACGACAAGAUGGAAGCCCAGCUGCGUAUGAUACCAGCAUGGCCAGACCGACACGAAUGGCACAUGCUGCUCCAGCUCAUGACACAAAUACAAAUCGCGACAAAGCAGCGCUUCAGGAUACGUCCAGCCCAGUUGAGGUCACCCUCAUAUCUUCAGUCCUGGGAGAAGGAUUUCAAACCACAAUCAUUACGGUAAACGAGGCUCAGGCUACUUCGCUUGCCAUGCCUUUGGCCUUGGCCUUGAACAGUCCGGUAGAGGGGAGACCCGAUUCAAGUACAUCAGAACCAGAGGGUUCUGAAUCAAGUCAUCAGAAUUCUGGCCCAAGUGAUGAACUUAACAAUUCUAGCAGCGUAGGCUUCGAGACGCCAAUGCCGGCAUUUUUUGCCGGAGGAUCGGCGACGACCGACCCUAGCAUAUAUGUACUAAUAAGCACCGUGUCUCUUGCAGCUGGUUUCGCCAUUUGCAUCUUGUAA